Messenger RNA from Spinacia oleracea (spinach), 1191 nucleotides. RefSeq names its product nodulin-related protein 1. The transcript has a single exon. The record is from RefSeq and is a predicted model, not a curated record. Bases 231 to 968 code for a protein of 245 amino acids. Lineage: Eukaryota; Viridiplantae; Streptophyta; Magnoliopsida; Caryophyllales; Amaranthaceae. Gene Ontology annotation, biological process: response to heat; regulation of abscisic acid biosynthetic process.
AAAAAAACUCUCAAAUUUAGUGAAAGUUUUUCUUGUUUGUUAAGGCUCGUUGACAAGUCACGGGUAUCGAAACAGCGUGCACAAUCUCUCGGCUCUACCACCGCCCCGCCACCGCGUAAUGGUCCGCUAUUAAUAAUCCAUUAAUCUUCAUUCAACCCCAUCCGCAUAAAACUUUGAAUAUUCAUUCUCAAAUUCUCUCUCCUCCGAUCCUAACUCCUAUCUCCGAUCCCAUGGAAGAUGGACACUACACCAGAGGCAAGCCCACCACCCACACGGGCCAGAGCCAGGGCCACACCCCCAGUAAAUCUGAACUCAUGUCAAGCGCCAAACUAGUGGCGGACGCAGCCAAAUCGGCGUUAGCCCGCGAUAAAGAAAAGAUCGACAAGGCUAAAGUUGCCGGAGCCGCCGGAAACCUUCUUGGAGCCGCCAAACACUACGGAAAACUUGAGGAGAAGAGCUAUGGUAAAUAUGUUGGUAAGGCUGAGACUUACCUUCAUCAAUAUCACUCUACCCAAACCCAAACCCAAUCUCAUUCCUCUUCGGGCUCUUCUUACACCUCUACUACGACUACCACGCAUUCAUCUGCGCCCUAUGGUGGUUCCCACGACGGCGGUGAGGGGAAGCAUGGGCAUUCUAGCGGUGAGGGGAAGCAUGGGUAUUCUAGCGGUGAGGGGAAGCAUGGGCAUCCUAGUGGUGGAGGUGAUGGCGGAAGUGGUGGGUAUGGGGAAUAUAUAAAAUUGGCUCAAGGGUUGUUGAAUAAGAAACAAGAUCAUGGCGGUGAAGGUGGUGGAUCAGGUCAUUCUAGCGGUGGUGGUAGUGGUGGUGCUGGGGAUUAUAUCAAAUUGGCUCAAGGGUUGUUGAAUAAGAAACAAGAUCACGGUGGCGAAGGCGGUGGAAAUGGUCAUUCUAGCGGUGGUGGUGCUAGUGAUUAUAUCAAAUUGGCUCAAGGAUUGAUGAAGAAACGUUGAUUAAUUUAAAAUUAUGCUGCUGAAUUGCUGUAUACGGAGUAUGAAUGUUUCUUGUACUGUAAUUUGUUGGAUCUAAUCGUUUAAUUUAUGCAAGGGAGAAUGUUUGUACCAUACUAUGUCACAGGUUCGAAUUCUCCCGUCUGGUAAUUUGUAUUGCCCUGCUCAUUCAGACACAUCUUGAAUUCUUGAUUAUUAAAUUAAUGUAAAUGAGAAAUUGAUGUUA